AUGAUCAGCUUCAAGGGAUCAGUGACACUCCAGGAUGUGGCUGUGGAAUUCACCCCAGAGGAGUGGCAGCUGCUUGACUGUGAUCAGAGAACCCUGUAUUGGGAUGUGAUGUUGGAGAACUUUAGAAACCUCAUCUCAGUGGGAACAGGGUGUCCAGUUACUGAAACAACAGUGAUAUUCAGAGUGGAGCAAGGACAAGAACCAUGGAUGGUGGAGGGAGAGGACUCACGUUGGAGCUCUCCAGAAGCUGACUGCCCACUUGUUGAUGAAUCAGACAAGCACCAGAAAAGCAAAGACAAUUUUUUAAAUUCAGUUUUGUUCAUGUUCAAUAAAAUUCUGACUGUGGAGAGACUUCAUGGUUAUAAUAUGAGCACAAGUCUUAAUCCUACAAGAAAAAAGUCAUAUAAAU
Budorcas taxicolor (takin) is the source of this 409-nucleotide messenger RNA. RefSeq names its product zinc finger protein 684-like. The annotation marks the transcript as partial. Lineage: Eukaryota; Metazoa; Chordata; Mammalia; Artiodactyla; Bovidae. The record is from RefSeq and is a predicted model, not a curated record. Gene Ontology annotation, biological process: regulation of DNA-templated transcription. The transcript has 4 exons.